Molecule: messenger RNA, 1839 nt
Organism: Aureobasidium namibiae CBS 147.97
Lineage: Eukaryota; Fungi; Ascomycota; Dothideomycetes; Dothideales; Saccotheciaceae
Product: zf-DHHC-domain-containing protein
Exons: 2
Coding region: 1-1839 (612 amino acids)
Biological process (GO): peptidyl-L-cysteine S-palmitoylation; protein targeting to membrane
Cellular component (GO): Golgi apparatus; endoplasmic reticulum
Molecular function (GO): protein-cysteine S-palmitoyltransferase activity
Source: RefSeq, a predicted model, not a curated record
AUGGCCGACAGUGGCCUUCCAUACAACGACCACGGUCCGGACAGCGACCAUCAACACACCCACACUGUCCUUACCAACACCGGUCCUGUCGGAGAAGCAGGACUUCCACCAUCUCGUCCCACCACCAAUACCACCAACUCAUCUUUCCGCACAAGAUCCGCCGCACCCCAGGCCCGUGUAGGCUCUCCCGUGCCCUCUCUGGGCGGCCGUGGCAGUGGCAGCUACCAAACCGAUCCUUCUCGCCGCACCCACGUCCCAAAUCUCAUCUCGAGCGCGUUCCUUCCGCCGCAAUCUCCACCGCCUACGAGUCCGAAGACCCCGCAACUUCCUAUAGCAAGACCAAGUACCGACAGUGGUCGCCGGACUCACCGUUCGCGCAAUAGCAAUGCAUCGAUCGUGACCAUCGAACAGAGCAACAGGCCUCGAAUCGACCCGGAUGCUCCUCCGUUACCCACCUCUCGAGGAAAUGGAACCCCGAACUACGAGUCCAACCGAGAUCUUCAGCCCUUCGGUAGUGCCAAAAGUCAAGAGAGCCAAUACCCUCUGCGAAAGCCACCUGCACUAGACAUAGAUGGUACUACGCGUUCUGUCUCAUCUUUGCAGGCUCAGAAAUCACCCAUCUCUCUUCGAGCGUCGUGGAGCCGCCAGAGUCGCUCGAGCAGGGUCAACGGCAGAAGCGCCGAUAGAGACGGCCACGAGAAGCUACCAUCUGUACCCCCUUCGCCUGCCAACUACACGCCCAAACCUAUCGCCUCGGACCCUAAGCCGAAUAACGGGAGAAACCAUCAAUACUUCAAUGGCAAUGCUGUCUUCUUUCUGCAUGGCAGACUUAUUAAUACUCGCCAACGGCCACUUAAUGGCUUUACUGCACUCCUUGCUAUCAUCCCUGCUGCUUUGUUCUUUGGCUUCUCUGCUCCGUGGCUAUGGCGUCACGUUUCUCCAGCAAUACCCAUCCUUUUCGCCUACGUUUUCUUCAUCUGUAUUUCUUCUUACAUCCACGCAUCCUUUUCUGAACCUGGUAUCAUCCCACGUAAUCUCCAUCCUCAGCCACCUACCCCAGCAGACGAGGAUCCAUUAGCUAUUGGACCGUCAACUACAGAGUGGGUCACUGUUAGAUCCUUUGGCCCAUCUGCAAGUGGCAAUGGUACUACUGCCAUGGAAGUCCCCAUCAAGUUUUGCAAAUCGUGCAAGAUCUGGCGCCCUCCUCGUGCCCACCACUGCCGCGUUUGUGACUCGUGUAUCGAGACUCAGGAUCAUCACUGUGUUUGGCUCAACAAUUGUGUUGGACGACGCAAUUACCGCUCCUUCCUCGCAUUUGUCGCAUCCGGAACAGUCUUGGGCCUAUUCUUACUUGCAGCCAGUCUUACCCAUAUCCUUGUGUGGAUGAAGCGGAACAACUCCGACUUUGGACAUGCUCUCAAUGUCUGGCGUGUACCGGCUGCCAUGUGUGUAUACUCUUUCCUCAUUCUCACAUAUCCUAUGAGUCUCUGGGGUUACCAUCUCUUCCUCAUGGGCAGGGGUGAGACAACCAGAGAAUAUCUCAACAGUCACAAGUUCCAGAAAAAGGAUCGCCAUCGACCAUUCAGCCAGCACUCGAUCUUUGGAAACUGGGCCAGCGUCUUCACGAGGCCUCGGCCGCCAACAUAUAUGCGUUUCAGACACCGCUACGAGGAAGGCGAUCAACGCCUCGGAGAGCGGAGGUCUAGAAUGGCUAAGCAGUCAGAAAAGAAGGAGGAGAUGGAGAUGGGCGAGAUCAAGGGUGCGACUGUCAGCAGUAACACUGGUGAAUUCCAAGGACAACGGACCUUGACUCCCAUCAACAACACACCCAGGAGAUGA